CUCCCCAGGAACUCGGCUCUUAACGUUUCCGCCACACAAAAUGGAUAAAGGUGACCAUGAUUCAGCGGGGGGACCAGGCGGCCGCGGUGCCCGCUGCAGCUUCGUCCGCUCCCACCGUUUCCACAUCGUCGUCGGUAUUGCCGUGCUGCUUAGUCUGGUCACCGUAGGACUUGUCUGUCUGACAAUCAUCAGAGAGACGAGUCCCACAUCACCUGACAGGACUACAGAAGACCUUGGCUCCCGUAACAACAGUAAGCCAUUCCUCUUGGUGGCUGACUAUGGAACAGAAAAUGAAGCCGGCGCCAUUCUACAAGUUGACAUUACUUCCGGGUCAAUGGUCAAGCUUCCACUGGAUGUGGACUCGCCAAGGGCCCUGGACUACGACCCGCUCACCGACUACGUGUACUGGUCAGAAAAGGACGGCUACAUCAAACGAGCUUGUCGUGAUGGAAGUGGCAUGGAGACCAUCAUAGAUCUCAUAGGUACCGAUUUCCCAAAGACGGACGGAUCGUCCGCCAGGACACUUCUGACGUCACCGGUCACAUGGACCACACCCGACCUCGUCCUGGACCCCAGGAAUGGGUGA
Branchiostoma floridae (Florida lancelet) is the source of this 586-nucleotide messenger RNA. RefSeq lists its product as uncharacterized. The record is from RefSeq and is a predicted model, not a curated record. The transcript has 3 exons. Lineage: Eukaryota; Metazoa; Chordata; Leptocardii; Amphioxiformes; Branchiostomatidae. Bases 41 to 586 code for a protein of 181 amino acids.